UCAGCUUAUAUGUAGCUCUUGAAGGGCGCAGUCUCUCCAUUCUCGUUUGACUAUCGUUCAUCGUUUCUGCCAUCAUUGGAAUUAGCUGGCUCACGCUUCAUCUUCUUCCGCUCCGCUUACGCGUCGCUUUGAUCUAUUCAGCUGGAAAACCCCCCCGGAGUGCUGUUUUCAAUUUCCCUCAUGGAGCGGACACCGCAAUCCCUUCGAUCAUCCGACUCAGUGUCCCCUUAUCAUCAGUCAAGGAGGCGUGUUGCAGCAUUUCCUUUCGACUCCUCCCAUCCCACAUCGCCCCAGAACACGGCUAAGCAUGCUCCUCAAGGGCAGGAGAGAGGCCUCGGCCUAUAUGGCUAUUCCAUGGCUCCUACGACGUCUCCUCUCCCGGCUAAUAUACUUCCACCUUCACCGCAACCGACUGAAUACUGGUCACGACAACCAAUUCCAGAGCAAAACCUGGUCUAUCAUACUCAAGGUCCACCUGAUGUCUUCUCCGAAGCUUAUGAUCCGUUUGCAUCACUGUCAGGAGCGCCUGCUGAAAGCUUCAUGCGCUCCGCCUAUAAUCCUCCCCCCCAGCCCGCUACAGAAUAUCGAAAUGCCGAUAAUCUCCAGUCGCAGAGGUCAUCGGUGUCCUCCGGCCCGGCUUCAGAUAUCUAUUCCCAAGUAGGAUCUGAUCUGGGCUACAGCACGUCGACAAUUCAUCCCAAGGUUAAGGUGGAAGAUCCGAACGACUGGUUCCCCGUCACCAGUACAAGUCUCCCAGCUGCCUUUCCUAAUCACAACCUCAUAACUGCUCCCCAAGCCUCUUUUCCCACCCCCAUUGAAGGGCAUUCUGCGGCUCGAACAAUUCCACCGUCUCUCUCAGAGUACGAAGCGCUCGACGAAGACGACCGGCCGUAUUUCGGGCGGAACUACAAAGAGCACUCAACCGGAUUUCAGGACCUGGAAGCCGAGCGAUAUGAAUACGAUCGCCCACUCAUUACGUGCGUGGCGAGGACUCGAAAGAGGCGGCAACUCACAACACCGGCCGAGGCAAAUCAUGAAUGUCGAAUCUGCGGGAAAUUAUUUGGAAGGAGCUACAAUUAUAAAGCCCACAUGGAAACACACGAUCCCGCUCGCGUCUACCCACAUCCUUGUACAGUCAAGAACUGUACAAAGAAGUUUGUGCGAAAGACGGACCUACUACGCCAUCAAGACAGUGUGCACUUUAAAUCUCGAAAUUUCGGAUGCAACCUCUGCGGCAGCCAGUUCGCAAGAAAGGACACACUUAGAAGGUAUUUCUCCCUGCGAAACGCUCACCCAUUCGUUUCAUAGAACCUCUGUGGCGCUUUGGUACUAGCAUCUUGCAAUAGACACGUUGAGGAUGGUUGUCCAAAACGAUACGAAAUAAUGUCCCGCAAGGACCUGAGAAAUACUAGUGGGACGCCGUUGCAUGCCAGAAUCUCGAACUACGACGGCGUCUCGCCGAUGAGCCCCAUGCCGAUGCAAACCUCGUCAAGCCUCCCCCCUUUGUCACACUCUAUGCAGAACCUUGGCGGCAUUGGCCGCACAGAGCUUGUCGACCAUCAAACCGGCUAUCUCUCCUUCUAGGAUAAUAUCAUACGACGUUGAAAAGUUCUUCUGGGC
Messenger RNA from Xylona heveae TC161, 1620 nucleotides. RefSeq lists its product as hypothetical. Bases 181 to 1308 code for a protein of 375 amino acids. The transcript has 2 exons. The record is from RefSeq and is a predicted model, not a curated record. Gene Ontology annotation, cellular component: nucleus. NCBI's taxonomy places the organism in Eukaryota, Fungi, Ascomycota, Xylonomycetes, Xylonales, Xylonaceae.